Molecule: messenger RNA, 2481 nt
Organism: Hippopotamus amphibius kiboko
Lineage: Eukaryota; Metazoa; Chordata; Mammalia; Artiodactyla; Hippopotamidae
Product: collagen alpha-1(I) chain-like
Exons: 9
Coding region: 1-2481 (826 amino acids)
Biological process (GO): actin filament polymerization
Cellular component (GO): actin filament; cytoplasm
Molecular function (GO): microtubule binding; actin binding
Source: RefSeq, a predicted model, not a curated record
AUGCAAACAGUCCCCAGCACCAGCACCAUUUCAUCGUUCCGGCCCCUCGCGCAGCCACGCGGGCUCCUGAAGGCGGGGCUGGAGGUGCUGGCCCGGCCUGGGCUGGCCUGCUUCUUCCUUGGACCCCCGCCCACCCCGGGUCAGGGUCGUGUGCCCCCUUCCCCACCCCCACAGGGGCUGCUGCUCAAGUUCCGGAGACAAGGGGGCCCCCUCGUCACCACCCGCGGACACCGAGGACCCCGCCUUCUGCAGGAGCUGGCCCAGGAUCUGGGCUCAGGGCGCAGCGAUGGCUCCCGGCCCCUCAACCUGCCCCUGCUCUGCCCCGGACCCCCGAUCCUUCCACCCCUCCCCACAGGCAGAGACUGCGGCCACGCCCCCCGCCCUGUGCUCCGGGGGAACAGCAGUGCUCACCAGGCGGGAGCGGAGUUCCACGCCACACGUCCCUGCUGGGCGGGGCAGCCGGGGGCGCGGGCUGCACAGAAGCGCCGGGCGGCCCUGGCUGAAGUCCCCGGUCACCCACGGGCCCCCCGCCAGCCGGGGGCUGUCCUGGAACCACAGGGGCCGCUGAGGAAGGGCCUGGCUGCGGCCCCCCGGCCCCCGCGGGCCAGGACCUCAGUCCCACACUGCCUCUCAGGGGCGGGACACAGCCGGCAGGUGCGACUUCCGUACCUGUGCUACAGGUGCGGAUGCGUGGCCCAGACAGACGGCUGGCGCCCUGUCCUGGCCGACGGGAUCCUGGGCCUGGCGUCCCGGCCUGCUGUCUGCUCAGGCCUGGCUAAAGGUCUGGAACCACCCCCCCCACCCCAACCCCGGCAUCAGGGGGCCAGGCCUCCUACCCCUCCUUCCGGCCCUGGGGGCCUUGGUCUGACACAGGUCCUGCCCCAGCCCGAGGCAGCCGUGGCCCAGUGGGGACCCCCAGGGGUAUCCCCGGACUCAGCUGGUUGGAGCAGGUCCACAGGCGUCCACAGCCGCGUCCGUGCCUCAGGCCGGCUGCCCCCCAGCCUGGCAGGCCCAGGCCCACCCCUCCCCGUCAGCCACGCUCCAGAGGCUCCUGGGGAGGUCAAGGCUGGCCCCCGGGAGCAGUCCCCAGAGAGGGGGGAUCUGACCCCCAAACUGGCCUCGGAGGUGCCGUGGGUCCCGCCCCUGGGGCUCCUGGUGAACGUGGCCCCUCCACCUCCCAGGAGCCCACCCUCUGCCCUGGGGACCCUCGUGUUCUGCCAACUGCAGGCCAAUUGGGCUGAGCUGGGCGGCGGGCGGCACCUGGGGCCACCCCCAGGGAUCCCUGUGCCCCCACCGCUGCCCCUGCCCCGCCGUCUGAGGCUUGGCCGGGCGGCAGUGGGCUCGGCUCCCACGCUGGGCAGAAGGGAGGCCUGGAGGCGGAGCCGCCACAGGGCAGGGGCCCCGUCACUCAGGGCCCCACACGGCCUGCAGGGCCUAACCUGGGCCCCCAGGCAGAGCCCGGACAAGGGCCUGGGCAGCAAUCUGUCUCUGAGGCCUCAGGCAGCGUGCCCAGGGCAGGUGAGAAAGCCGAUGGAGGCUCGUGGCCAAGCUGCCCUCAGCCCCGAGUCUUCCCGGGCCUGCUCGGUGGCCCCAGGAAGUACCCACUGGGCAAAUGCGUUCUCCCCACAACAGGGCCUCCAAGGGAAUCCCGUGCGGGCGGGACUCCAGUCUGCUUCCCACGCUGCAGCCAAGCUCACGCCUCCCUCUCCUCCGCCCUCUACCCGGGCCCACCGCCCGCAGCCCGCAGCGGGGCCCCUGUGGCAGGGAGGCGCGGGAGCUUCUUCAGACCCACGCCGUGCGGGGGGCGGCGGCUGCCCCGGGAGCGCGGGAGCCACGCAGCAGGAACGUGACGAGGACGUGCCACCAGGCGCUGCCUGGUCACAAGCACGUGGCGGGACGGACGAGAAAGCACGGAUCCCCUCCCUCGAGACACAGGACUCCGGGGAGGGGCGCGGGGGUGCGCUCACGGCCUCUGGGAGCAGGGGUGGGGCAGGGGGCCGAGGGAGGUGGGCUGCAGGGAGGGACUGCCCGGCCCGGGGCGCAUCCCCCGGGGGCACCGCUCAGCCAGGCUCCCGCGCACGCGCGGUGGGGCGGCCCCUCAGAGCGGGGGGGCAGCCAGGCCAGGGGCCCUGGGGUAACAGAGGGGCCGGCAGCACGGGGAGGCCCACCCUGGGCGGGGCCCCUAACCUGAGCCGCUCCCCAGACCCCGGCCCCCCAGGACCACACGCCCUUCGGCGGGGCAGGGCCGGCAGUGCGCCCCGUGCAGGGUUCGGGUCUCUGGGCCUCAGGGGCUCACUGGACGGGACACGCGCGGUCCCCGGAACAGCCCCACUCGGGGUCUGCGGCCUGCAGGGUAGGGCCCCGGGGCGUCGCCUCACCAGCACGGGGCGGCGGAGGGGGCGCCACACCGAGGACCUGGGGGUGCCGGGCCCUGAGCCGGGGCCCAGCGCGACGGGGACGUGCGACCUUGGGCCGAUGUAG